This is a messenger RNA of Hydractinia symbiolongicarpus, 1261 nucleotides long. RefSeq lists its product as uncharacterized. The transcript has 5 exons. Bases 54 to 1145 code for a protein of 363 amino acids. Gene Ontology annotation, biological process: negative regulation of canonical Wnt signaling pathway. Gene Ontology annotation, molecular function: receptor antagonist activity; co-receptor binding. The record is from RefSeq and is a predicted model, not a curated record. Lineage: Eukaryota; Metazoa; Cnidaria; Hydrozoa; Anthoathecata; Hydractiniidae.
UAAGUAACUACGAUAGCAAUCGCACGCGUUUAAAUCCAAGAAAAUCAAAAACUAUGAGGCUACUAUUUUUCAUGUUCUUUGGGGUGCUGCAUGGUCUGCAGUUACCAUUUCUCAACAUGGGAAUAAGUUUGCCAUCUAUACCAAGAAUUGGCUUUUCGUUGCCAGAUCCGCUAUUCAACCAGCAAGAUGAUGGCAUGCUAGAUGCGAGGGAUGAGGAUGGCAUGAUAGAUGGAAUGAUACCAAAUUUCCCAUUUAGAGAGGGAAAAAUGUUAAAUGAAAAAGACGUCAAAACCAAAAAUAACACAUUUGUUAAAGAUGGCUACAAAUAUACAACAAUUAACAAAACAGGACCUGGUUUUUUCUCCUAUAUGACUGAGGUUGUUGAUGAUGGCAAGAAAGGAAACAAAUCCAAAUUUGAUAUCUCCUCGAAACUUUUCAAGGGCGGAAGUCUUCUUAAUUUGAUAAACGGCGGAGUUAUGACAGAUGGAAAGAAAAAAUGUAAGAAAUGUUCGCCUGGUAAAUAUUGUGAUCCAAUGUUUGGCAAAUGUCGUAAACAGUUAAGUGAAGGGAAUAUAUGCAUGCUCAUUAAUCAAUGCGAGAAAGGUCUGAGAUGUGUGUGGGGAAGAUGCAACAGAGCUGAGGCUGGUGCACCAGGAACAUUUUGCAAGAAGAAGGAUCAAUGUGACGGGGAUGCAUGUUGCAUUAGGACUGAAGGAAGCUUCCAUGCUAUGUGCAUCCCCCCUCUUGAUGAAGGUGCUGUGUGCGGACAGCAAAGUGAAAACAGUUUCAUGAACCUGCUUUCUCCUGAACGGAAUAAGGAAGAUAAGCAAUGCAGCCCAUGUAAGCCAGGCCUUAAAUGUGGCGGAGUUGGAAAUAUGCACUACAAAAAAUGUGUUCCACUAAGUUACUCCGAGGAACCUAAAGAAGCAAAUAAUGAUAGCAGUGGUGACAAAGAUGAUGAAGAGAAAAAACAAAAAGAUGACAAAAUUGACAAUGAUGAGGAUGAUAACAGCGGGAUGAAGGAAAGUUCAAAAGAUGAUGAUGAUGAUGAUGACAAUAAUGAUGAUGUCGAUCCGAAAGAGGAAGGGAUACCAGUUCAAACCAAGCCGAAGAAAAAGAAGAAACAGAGGGGCGAGAAAGUAUAAACUUGGCGAGAAAGUGUAAACGUGGCAAAGUGUAAAUUCAAAUUUUAAGAAAACUAUUUGUACGUACUUGUGACAGAAAAAUAAUAUUUGUUUAUAUCAUUCCCGACGGGUAAAAA